ACCAUUGCGGUUAAACUUAAUCGCUCUUUCCAGUUCGACUUAGGCGAAGUGAUCGCUGAAUUUUAGCGGGGUAUAAUCGCCUUAAAUGCUUAUAGCUCGGGCUGCAACACAUCUGUUAGUUCCCUGUCAUUGUUUUUUGCUUCAAGAGUGAGCGGUUCGAGGGAAACUCACGGAUGAAAUUUUAAAUUUGUACAGUACCAAGUUGCAGACAUGGAAAUGGGUCUAGUUACUGCUCAAUUAACUCUGGUAGUAUUUUCUGCGCUGGUUAUGUUCGUGGAUUAUGGAUUGACCGAGAGUUUAUCGACAGAUGCUUUGUGUACGCCUGGAAAUUUCUUGAAGAACCACCACUGCGUGUCUGAGUGUGGUCCUGGUUUCUAUGGCAACAGCGUCACAAGAAAAUGUGAAAAAUGUUCAUCAAGUUGCAGAACGUGCCUUGAUGGUGAAGUGCCCACGAAAUGCUCCAGUUGUAAUUCGCCGCUGUAUAUUCAAGGAAAUUCAUGCGUGAAGUCUUGCGGAAAGCAACGAUCAAAAGGGCCUCCUUAUCGCCAAAUGAGGCUUGUGCAAGGAAAAACCCAUUUUGAAGGCCGUGUAGAAAUCUUCCAUGACAGCAAAUGGGGCACGAUUUGUGAUGACUCCUGGGAUAUCAACGAUGCUAAAGUUGUCUGCAGAGAGCUGUUGCUAGGAGACGCCCGCGAGGCCGUGACAUUUGGGAGAUUGGGGAAAGGGAAGACGGAACAACCCAUUUGGCUGUCACAGGUCAAUUGUACGGGCAACGAGACGCGGUUGGAAAACUGUGACCAUCCUCCGUGGGGGAAACACUCCUGUGGUCAUUUUGAAGACGCUGGUGUUCGAUGCGUGGGUCCGGACACGACACGAGAAUGCGUGGACGAGUGUGGAGACGGCUAUUUCAAAGUCAAGGGGAGAAUGGAAUGCGGAGUGUGCAUGGCUUCGUGUUUAAAGUGCGCCAACUCUGCGAGCAACUGUACAUCGUGUGAUAAACCUCGCUUCUUAAAAGGUAAUACUUGUCAAACUUACUGUGGAGACGGUUUCUAUGGAGAUACCACUGACCGGAAGUGCAAACCUUGUGAUCCCGGAUCAGCAUGUCGCACGUGCGCUGAUGGAACUUCUCCUUCUGCUUGCACAAGUUGCCAUGACGACCAGUACCUAAAUGGAACCCGGUGUGUUGUCAGCUGCUCUCCGCUCCACGUGGCUCAAAAGCGACACCUGCGUUUGGCGGGAAACCGGCCGACCGCCCUCGAAGGCCGCGUCGAAGUGUAUCGUUCUGGGGCCUGGGUUACCGUAUGUGACCAGACAUUUGAUUUCCGCGAGGCCACAGUGGUCUGUCGUGAGCUCGGCUUAGGCGCUGCUGUCAAGGCUGUCAAAAGAGCAGCUUACGGUCGAGGCUACGGGCGCGUUUGGACCGAUAUUCUUAACUGCACCGGUCGAGAAAGCUCAAUUCAUGACUGCCCCUUGGUAAAACGAAGUUUUAGCUCGCUUUGCUACCAUGGUAACGACGUCGGCGUGGUAUGCGCGGGACCCGUGAUGAAACAGAUAACCAAUCAGUGCGUGAAACACUGUAAUUCAGGAUGGUUUAAAAAUGACAUGGACGUCUGCGAGACCUGUGCUUCACAGUGCUUUGAGUGUAUGGGAACAAGUACUCGUUGCACAAAAUGCAUGGCGCCCAAAUUCUUAAAAAAUGAUGCUUGCGUUGAGAAGUGCGCGGCGGACGAAUAUGGCAACAUCCCCGCUCGCGAGUGCCAGAAGUGUAACACGGACAUUUGCGUCACCUGCAGUGAUGGCUCUGACAACAGCAACUGUACCUCAUGCAAGAAACCCAAGGCACUUAUGAACGGCAAGUGUGCAGACAACUGUGGACCGAAGAUGUACAAGAAAAACGGUCGCUGCGUUGAAGAUUGUGGGAUUUCCAUGUACAAGUUUCCAGGUAACUUCUCUUGCCUACCUUGCCCUGACCAAUGUAUCGCAUGCGAAUUCAAGUCGGGGAAACCCGUGUGCACAAUUUGUAAUCCUCCUCUUGUGCAAGACGAGGCUAGCGGGACAUGUGUGGUAAAUUGCACUACUGGAAAACAUGCAGUGCCUUUCAUCAACUUCACAUUAAGUACCUCGCCAUAUUUGAGACUGUCUCACGGUGUGGAUUACCUGGAGGGCCUGUUAGAAGUGUACCACGAUGGCAUCUGGGGGACUGUAUGCGAUGAUGGGUGGGAUUUUGCCGAGACGAACGUUGUCUGUAGGGAGUUGCAUCUUGGUAAAGCUGACACCAGCGCUUCAUUGGGUCACAUUCCCAAGGGAACUGGCAAAAUGUGGCUAGAUGACAUGUUCUGCGUCGGCACCGAGAAAUCCUUGCUGGACUGUCGCCAUCGUCCUUGGGGUCAGUCAAACUGCCAGCAUAGCGAAGACACUGUCCUUCGAUGUACCGGACCGGGCGUGCGCACGUGCAAGGCGAAGUGCCCCGGUGGCUUCUUUCCGAAGGNUAUGGGACUAAAAUGCGUAAAGGAUUGUGGGGUUGACAUGCAGCCCGUGUCCGCGCUGUUUCCGCCCAAGCCAACGAAACCGUUGGUUCGUCUAGUGGAUGGAAAAAGUAAACAGGAAGGGCGAGUUGAAGUAUUUUACGGCGGCCAGUGGGGAACUGUUUGCGACGACGACUGGGACCUGAAGGAAGCGUCAAUUCGUUAUAUAAGUGAGGUGUUUGACUUGUUGAAUAGUGGAGUGUUUUACAUUUCUCCUUUUUCAGCCGUGGCUUCCAAGCCUCCAGAAUUCGAUCGAACGCCGACUAAAAAGACAGUCAACGCGCAAGACGUGAUCACCCAGCAGUGUCGCUCCAAGCCUCCUCGGAUUUUUCCCACCGUGCAAGACUGGCGAAAAGAUGGGAAGCCUCUCCUUGCAGAGGAUAUAGCCAAUAGUCGAAUCGUUUCGAACGCUGGUCAGCUGUUGAUAAAAUCCGCCACGAGAGAAGACAGUGGCAAUUAUACCUGUACUUUAGUCAAUAGCGCCGGAAACAUCACUAGCAACAGAUCUGAAGUUAUCGUCAAAGAGGCACCGCGUAUUCUCGGCGUCCUGUCUGCAGAUGUCAGCAGGGAUGGCGAUGCGAAUUUAAGCUGUAUCGUGUCGUGUUACCCUCCAAGUAAUAUCACGUGGAAAUUCAAAGGGAAGAAUCUCACUCGCUCUGCGAGAUACGAGUUCAUAGACAGCAGUUAUAUGAUGAAGGUUAAAAACGUUCAAUUUGAGGACGCAGGGCUUUAUGAAUGUUCCCUGAUCAACGAACUUGGGGAGGCCCGCGCAAAUGCGUCUCUUAUCGUCGGAUGUGAGUGUUGGAAUUACUGCUCAUAAACGGUCGCUUUUUUCCUUUCAGUUAAGAAAUAUUUCUUGCUAUUUAAACGUUACUCGAAAGCUAAAAUAUGUCAUAAGUCUUGACAAUUAAGAAACUAAUAAUAUAUAUCGUUUUGCACUGAAAACUUUUUAUAAUGUAAAAUACCCUUUGAUUUUAACGUGGUACCCUCGAGUACAGUAAAAGUGAUAAAUUGGUUGCUUAAUUUUAUUAACAUGGAAAGAUUUUUCUCGUUGCGUGGGUGAUUUAGAGCCAGAUUCUCUAACUCACAAUCUGGCUUCUUUUUGUUCCAUUUGCGUUUUCAAAGGCUAAACUCUCUUCAUUGAUAAAUACGUAAACAUUGCACGAAAUACGCGUUAAUUUCAAAAUGU
Messenger RNA from Orbicella faveolata, 3714 nucleotides. RefSeq names its product scavenger receptor cysteine-rich domain-containing protein DMBT1-like. Gene Ontology annotation, molecular function: protein-lysine 6-oxidase activity. Lineage: Eukaryota; Metazoa; Cnidaria; Anthozoa; Scleractinia; Merulinidae. The record is from RefSeq and is a predicted model, not a curated record. Gene Ontology annotation, cellular component: membrane. Gene Ontology annotation, biological process: collagen fibril organization; peptidyl-lysine oxidation.